This is a messenger RNA of Aplosporella prunicola CBS 121167, 1566 nucleotides long. RefSeq lists its product as uncharacterized. The transcript has 3 exons. The coding region runs from base 1 to 1566 and encodes 521 amino acids. The record is from RefSeq and is a predicted model, not a curated record. NCBI's taxonomy places the organism in Eukaryota, Fungi, Ascomycota, Dothideomycetes, Botryosphaeriales, Aplosporellaceae.
AUGACAAGUUCAGACUGGAAUGGAUUAUUCAGCAUGGGUGUUGACGCUGUCUCCGACAACACAAUCGCGUCAAACUCACUCACUGACUGCAGCAACACUACUGCCCAACAACAGGACUUAUCGCUCUGGGACAUUCCGCUGUCCAAGUACGAGGGAUACUAUGAUGCUACUAGCAACUGUUAUCCAGUUGGUCCGGGUGACCAAGUGACGCCACAAAACCUGCCAAUCGCGCCGCAGAGUUCUGGCUCAACGAUGAACACCACCGACGAUGGAAGUUUCGCUUCCUGGCCUCAAACAACCUUCCAGGACAUGGCGAUGUCAAGUAUGCAGCCUUUCGCCGACCCUACUUUGCAUUACGCCGACCACAAUCCAUUUGGGUUCAACUCUGCUGGUCAGCAUCAACAUCAAACUCAGACUCACUCAGCGCUGCCGCUUUCCACACUCCCCCCUGUCCCUGCCACAAACGGUUUGCCCGUUUACGACUUAGAUUGCGCAAACAAUGGCAAACAAGGCAAAGACGAGACAGACAUUUCACUAGUCAUCCCACAUGAGUUACACGACCCUUAUUGGAAUUUCUUCAACCCUGUCAACGACAACAACAGCGUGUCAUUGCCAACAUACACGGUUUCUCAGACCCAUUCCAGUGAAGGAUAUCAGACAUCUCAACUGUCAAACUCGAUGCUCUGUCAGAGCAACUACAACAACUAUCCCAUUCCAGAGCCGCUUCCGGACUGGCCGACGAUGAAUACUUACAAUGGUCUCACCAGCCCGAGCGCGAGUGAGAGUGCGUCGCCUAUGUCAACUGCGGUGAUGUUAGAUGCCAAAACUAGCUUUGGAGCUCACAGCUUUGCUGGCAGCAUGGACUCAAAUUCAACGCCAUUGCCUGCUUUGACGUACUCACAAGGCUCACCAACCGAUCUUGAGGAUUCACCUCGCACGAGCCAGCACGAGGACCACAACCAGCAGCAAGGUCAGCAAGGCAGUAGCAAUGACCAAGCAAACAUAGGUCUCAGUCUUGAACCCGAAAGACAUCGAGUUCUUCGCAACAACAGAGUGGAUGUUGGCAACCAUAAGUCCAGCACUGGAAGGACUCGCCUGUCGCGCAUCAAUAGCGCACCCAGUACCUGGCGUCUAGUGCCCACGAAGACCAGUGCAUACUACACUACCCACCGACGAAAGAAUCCCAAAGAUGCCUUGUUGGUUGAAUGGAAGAACGCCGGUCUGAGCUACAAGCAGAUUCGUGAGAGAGCAAGCUUUACGGAAGCGGAGAGCACCUUGCGCGGACGGUACAGAAAUCUGACAAAGGCCCGAGAUCAGCGGGUGAGGAAGCCACUCUGGCUGGCCGAAGACAUCCGCUUGCUUAAGGAGGGACUGAAGUUCUACAUGGCCGGUUCGAUAUUCCCUCGUGCGGACCCCACCCAGAUCAACGUCGAAGACUUGAACAUCGAUGCUUCAAAGGUGCCGUGGAAGAAAAUCGCAGAGUAUAUUGCGAGCAAUGGUGGUUCAUACCACUUUGGCAAUGCCACUUGCAAGAAACAGUGGCUCAAGAUCCAAGGGGUUUUGUGA